UCCGCCGGCGCUAGGUCCCCGCGCCAGCUCCUGCCUUCCGCCCGAGGGGCCAUGUCACUCGGCUGGGUGGGGGGUGGUCCUGCUGUGCCAGGCGCGCCCCGCUGCACAGGAGAGGACGCCGGUUCGGAUUCUCCGGGAACGCCAGCAGGAGCAGCGCCAGAGCUGGACAGUUAACCAGACGGAAGGGACGAUGUAGACCACCGCCCCAGCCCCCCAGCCACGGACCUGCUGAGAACUGCGCUUCCUGGGCCGCCUCCUUAGUUCUUGGAUUUGGUGGCUCCUUUGGGAUUCCGACCCAGAUAGGAACCCCAGGAUGGACUUCCUGUUUCUCUUCCUGUCCUAUCUGGCUCUAAUGCUGGUGGUGGUUGUCACCAUCUGCUGCUGCUCGAGAACCCCUUACCCCACAAGGGGGGCACAGAUGCUGUCUCACAUAGCUCCAGAGUGCCUUCAGAGAGCCGUGCCAGGACUGCUUCGUUACAUCUUCCACACUCGAAACCGUGCCUUCGUGGUCCUGCAUCUCAUCUUACAAGGGGCGACUUACACCGAGUACAGCUGGGAGAUAUUUGGCUGCUGCCGAGAGUUGGGCUUCUCCCUGGGCUGCCUUCUCCUGCCGUACCUGCUGCUGGCUGUCAGCAUGGCAUUUUUCACUUUGACCUGUGUGACCGACCCUGGCACCAUCACCACAGCCAACGAGCUGCAGUUUCUCUGCGUGUAUGAGUUUGACGGUGUGAUGUUCCCCCAGGACGUGCGCUGCCCCACCUGCGACGUGAGGAAGCCAGCGAGGUCCAAGCACUGCAGCCUUUGUGACCGCUGUGUGCACCGCUUUGACCACCACUGUGUCUGGGUGAACAACUGCAUCGGGGCACAGAAUGUCGGGUACUUCCUUACCUACCUGGCCACCCUGACGGCCUCAGCCAUGACCCUGACUGCCCUGAGCACCGUGUUCCUCAUCCAGCUGGUGGUGACGUCGGGCUUGCACCGGGACUACUUCGUGGAUGAGCUCGGGCGUUUCCAAGCCAUCGACACUGUCUUUCUAAUCCAGUACCUGUUCCUGACCUUCCCCAGGAUCGUCUUCACACUGGGCUUUGUGGCCAUGCUCAGCCUCAUCCUGGGGGGCUACCUGUGCUUCAUGCUGUAUCUGGCCGCCACCAACCAGACCACCAAUGAGUGGCACCGUGGUGACCGCAUCUGGUGCCAACGCUGUCCCCCUGGGGCCAAGCCCCCUACUGCUAAGCCCAGGACCCACCGGAACAUUUACUCCCACGGCUUUUGGGCCAACCUGGGGGAGGUCUUUCUGCCUGCAGUUGUGGUCGUGGGGGAGGAGAGGAAGAAGAGGUGACAAUGGACACUGUUACUGCCUUCUGAGGGAUACAGUUAUUUAUACAGAUACUUUCUCAGCCUUG
Erinaceus europaeus (western European hedgehog) is the source of this 1403-nucleotide messenger RNA. RefSeq names its product zinc finger DHHC-type palmitoyltransferase 4 (gene ZDHHC4). NCBI's taxonomy places the organism in Eukaryota, Metazoa, Chordata, Mammalia, Eulipotyphla, Erinaceidae. Gene Ontology annotation, cellular component: Golgi apparatus; endoplasmic reticulum. The transcript has 8 exons. The record is from RefSeq and is a predicted model, not a curated record. Gene Ontology annotation, molecular function: protein-cysteine S-palmitoyltransferase activity. Bases 314 to 1339 code for a protein of 341 amino acids. Gene Ontology annotation, biological process: protein targeting to membrane; peptidyl-L-cysteine S-palmitoylation.